UCCAUAUGCUCUUACGUGGUGCUUUUGAUUAUUUGAACGUUUCUGUUAUUACGUCCUGCUGCUCGCUAGCUCGCUUCCCAGUGAGGCAACACGUGUUUGCACAGUGAAAUCCAGUCAGCGUGCUAACACACGCAUUAAAACCAAGCAGGAGGACAUGGAGUUUGAGGAGUCGGGCAUUGGAGAGGAAUGCGGGGUUUUCGGAUGUGUCGCUGCGGGAGAAUGGCCAACGCAACUGGAGGUGGCACAGAUACUGACACUGGGACUUGUGGCUUUACAGCACAGGGGUCAAGAAAGUGCUGGAAUUGUCACAAGUAAUGGAACAAACCCCCCAACAUACACCACCCUAAAGGGCAUGGGAUUAGUAAAUACAGCUUUUAAACCAGAUGAUUUACUGAAGCUCCGCAACGGCAACCUUGGGAUCGGACACACACGUUAUUCCACCACAGGGAUCUCAGAACUGCAGAACUGCCAGCCUUUCGUGGUAGACACCCUGCAUGGCAAGAUUGCAGUGGCACACAAUGGGGAACUGAUCAAUGCUUCUGCCUUACGCAAAAAGGUUAUGCGACAUGGUGUUGGCCUCUCCACCUGCUCAGAUAGUGAGCUUAUCACCCAGCUGCUUGCAUUGACUCCUCCCAUGGAGGAGCUGGAUACUCCUGAUUGGGUGGCUCGUAUUAAGAACCUGAUGAUGGAGACACCCACGUCAUACUCACUGCUCGUGAUGUAUAAAGAUGUAAUCUAUGCUGUGAGAGACCCCUAUGGAAACAGACCUCUCUGUAUUGGAUGUCUAGUGCCCAUCUCCAAACUGCACAGCUCAGGUGCUGGAGAAGGAGAUACAGAGGGCUGGGUGGUCUCAUCUGAGUCCUGUAGCUUUCAGUCCAUUGGAGCAAAGUAUUACCGUGAAGUGCAGCCUGGAGAGAUAGUCCAGAUAUCUAAACAUGGUGUAAAGAGUCUAAGUAUUGUCCCACGCCCAGAGGGAGACAAUCCUGCUUUCUGCAUAUUUGAAUAUGUUUACUUCGCCAGGCCAGACUCCAUAUUUGAAGGACAGAUGGUGUAUACAGUCAGGCAGCGCUGUGGACAGCAGUUGGCCAUCGAGGCCCCCACCGAUGCUGAUGUAGUAAGCACUGUUCCAGAAUCAGCCACACCUGCAGCAUUAGGAUACGCACAAGUUUCUGGCCUUCCAUAUGUGGAGGUUCUGUGCAAGAACCGGUAUGUGGGCAGAACGUUCAUUCAACCAAACACUCGCCUGCGUCAGCUUGGAGUGGCCAAGAAGUUUGGGGCAUUGACUGACAACUUUGCUGGCAAACGUGUGGUGCUUGUCGACGACUCUAUUGUCAGGGGCAACACCAUCUCCCCUAUUAUUAAACUGCUGAAGGAAGCAGGCGCAACAGAGGUCCACAUUCGAGUUGCCUCACCUCCGAUUCGGUAUCCGUGCUACAUGGGCAUCAACAUUCCAACCAAAGAGGAGCUUAUUGCUAACAAACCGGAGUUUGAGGAUUUAGCAGGUUACAUCGGUGCUACGAGUGUCUGUUACCUGUCUGUUGAAGGCCUGGUGUCGGCUGUUCGAGGUGUGACAGAGUCACAGGAGAAAGAUGAGAGGAUCAGCUCCAAAACUAAGACUAGUAGACUUGGCCACUGCACAGCAUGCCUCACAGGCAAAUAUCCAGUGGAACUCGAGUGGUGACCUUAACGCCUUCAAAUAAAUUCUGUCUACAAUUAUUUGAAGUGGUUUGUUGAAUGCUGCUUUAUGAAUGGAAUCAAAACCUAAAGGGAUAGGUCACCCCAAAAUAUAAAUGUUCAUUAAUUCACCCUUGUCAUUCAUAACCUGACUCUUUCUUCUGUGGAAAAAAUAUAUUUUGAGAAAUGUCUGUGGUUUUGUUUCCGUACAAUGGAAGUCAAUGGGGGCCAAUGUUGUUUGGUUACCAACAUUCUUCCAAAUAUUUUUUGUGUUCUGCAGAAGAAACUCAUACAGGUUUGAAAUGACAUGAGGGUGAGUAAACUAUUUUUUGGGGUGAACUAAGCUAUGAUGCUAGUUGCUAGCUUACUACAUGAUGAUUCGGUUGUAAAUGUACAGCAUAUAUAUAAAACGAACCAUAUACUCUGUUUAAACAGAAACAUUCUUUGGAUUUUACUUUUGAAGGCGACAGCUUUACAAUGAACAGCAAUUUAAAAUGCUAGUUCGGAUCAGAAUAGUCUCAUUUACAACACACUUAAUAUUCCUGUGAAAAUAGUUUAGUCUUGUUUCAUGCAAGUACUGUUUUCUGAUUAUGUUUUGUUUGAAUAUUAGUUAUAGCAGACAUAAUGCUGUAAAAGAUUGUCCUGCUUAUACACACAAGAAUCAAAAUCUGUAUGUGAAACAUGUUUAUUAAAAUUUUGUUUGAACAAU
Messenger RNA from Triplophysa rosa, 2383 nucleotides. RefSeq names its product phosphoribosyl pyrophosphate amidotransferase (gene ppat). Bases 155 to 1681 code for a protein of 508 amino acids. The transcript has 11 exons. The record is from RefSeq and is a predicted model, not a curated record. Gene Ontology annotation, molecular function: amidophosphoribosyltransferase activity. Gene Ontology annotation, biological process: purine nucleotide biosynthetic process; purine nucleobase biosynthetic process. NCBI's taxonomy places the organism in Eukaryota, Metazoa, Chordata, Actinopteri, Cypriniformes, Nemacheilidae.